AUCUGUUGGCAAUGGCGGCACCGUAGUGUCAAUGAUUGUGUGUUGAUGUGUAUUGUGAUAAAAACUAAAUGAUAACCUGCUGUAAAAUUCGUAGAAUAAUCAAAUACCAAAAUUUCAUUUGACGAAUGUUUUACUAUUUUCUUAUAAUUUUAAGUUACUUGCAUUUGUGUUUUAUGCAGUGAAAACGAUAGUGAAGUAGGCAAUCAUGGCGGACCCGUUGAGUUUACUUCGACAGUACAACGUAAACAAAAAAGAAAUAAUUGAACGGGAUAACCAAAUUAUAUUUGGUGAAUUUUCUUGGCCCAAAAAUGUUAAAACAAAUUAUCUUAUGUGGGGGUCUGGAAAAGAAGGCAAUGACAAAGAAUAUUAUACAUUGGAAUGUCUUCUAUUCAUUCUCAAAAAUAUACAGUUGACCCAUCCAGUUUAUGUUAGGCAAGCAGCUGCUGCAAACAUACCGGCUGUGCGUCGUCCAGAUCGUAAAGAAUUGUUGGCAUACUUGAAUGGUGAAACUGCAACUUGUGCAUCAAUAGAUAAAAGUGCUCCUCUAGAAAUACCAACACAGGUUAAACGAACUCAUGACCAUGAUGGUGGUGAAUCUGCAGCAAAGAAGCCUCGUAUUGAGGAAACCCAUGUGCAGAAAGUACGAGAACAGCUUGCAGCUAGACUUGAUGCACCGAAGGAGGCAUCUGUCACAGUUGACAAUAUCAAGUCACUAUCGGAGGCUAUGUCAGUGGAGAAAAUUGCCGCCAUCAAAGCAAAACGUUUAGCAAAAAAGAGGACUACAAUCAAGAGCAAUGAUUAUUCUGACACACUUGGUGUCGUCGGAUCAGACUUUCGGGCCAUCCUCGACUAUGAUGUAGAUCUAACCAAGGAUAUUAUGAGCCGAGAAAGACAGUGGCGCACAAGAACGACAGUAUUACAAAGUAACGGAAAGGUGUUUGCAAAGAGUAUUCUAGCUCUAUUGGGCAGCAUUCGGGCACGGGAAGAAGGUCGACCAGGGGCGCCUCGGCCGCAACCCAUCGUCAUGCCACAGCCCACAUCAUUACCGCAACAGCAAACACAGUACAACAGAUACGAUCAGGAAAGGUUUAUUAGGCAAAAAGAAGAAACGGAAGGCUUCAAAAUCGACACUAUGGGUACCUAUCACGGUAUGACACUGAAGUCGGUAACAGAGGGACCAAGUGUACCGGCCGCUGCGCGAGCGCCUCAAACGCCAAGCCAUCCUAGGCAAAUGCCACAAAACGGUUCAAUGGGCGGAAGUACGCCGGGUCGGCGGGAACUGCUACCAGUAACGGCGGCGCGGCCCCCAGCCGGCGCAGGCGGCAAGCGGCCUUCUCGCACACCCAUCAUUAUCAUCCCCGCAGCCACCACCUCACUCAUAUCCAUGUAUAAUGUUAAGGACACUCUGCAAGAUCUUAAAUUUGUUACUGUGGAACAGAAGAAAGCUGAAGGAGCGGCUCGUGAAAAUGAAGUAUUGUUGCAGAGAAGAAAAGGACCCACAGGGGAGGUGCCAAACAACGCGACUACUAUUACGGUACCUUACCGCGUCGUAGACAAUCCGGGCAGAUUAUCAGCUGCAGAAUGGGACCGAGUUGUCGCAGUAUUCGUGCAGGGACCAGCCUGGCAGUUCAAGGGAUGGCCUUGGGACGGCAAUCCCGUUCAGAUAUUUGCUAAUAUUUGUGCGUUCCACUUGAAAUAUGACGAAAUGAAGUUAGACGCGAAUGUGGCUCGCUGGGCAGUCACCGUACUAAACCUAAGUCGCACCAAGCGGCAUCUUGACCGCGCCGUCCUACUCGGCUUUUGGGAGACCCUGGACAAGCACAUGAUGAAGAAUAAACCGCACCUUAGGUUCUAAAUCAGAAAUAUAUCUAUUAGUUUAUUAUGUAAUGCCAUGUGAAUAUCAGAGAGCCUUGAAAGCAAAGCGAAUCUAAGUCAAUUCAUACCAUUUCAGAAAUAUUUUGGCUAUUUUGCAGUGAACUGAUAUUAUUAUAUUGUAGUAUGUUGUUAUUCACUGUUAAGAUAUCAUAAAUUAAAUUUCUUAUACACCGUUUGUAAAGUAAUAGUGAUAUCUAGGACAGUAGGAUGAUGCCAUGAACAUUAUUUUACCACAAUUUGACAGCACUUAUCUUGUUAUGUGCAAUAUGUACAACAUGUUUAAUUAUGUUGUGUAUUUAUACAAAUUUUAGAAAGAAUGGCUUGCAAAUAUUUAUAUGAGAGUGUAUGUGUUGAAUGAUAUAUAAAUAUAUAAUUAUGUUUACGACUACAGUACCAUUAUUGACUGCAAUCCCUUGCUAUCCUUUUAGUUUUAGAGUGUCAUAACAUAGACAAUAAUAGCAUAGUGGUGUUCUAUAACCAUUCGUAACUGUAAGCCUUUUUGCUUUGUGUUGUAUGAGUGACCUAUUUACUCAUCACAAAAGUUCCCGUCUCGCCAAAAUAUUUCAAAUGGUAUAGAACUGCUCAAAGAUCUGUGAUCUUUGUUUUUUGACAACAAUAAAUUGUUGAACAUUACUUAUUCUUUUAUUUUUCUUACGUUAGAAUUAAAACAACCAGCUGAUUUAUUUGUCUUUAUUUAAAAUUUCAUUUCAAUGGUAGUAUAUAACAAUAAAUAAUUCUGAUCUCUUUCAGAGAUAAGUACACACAUUUAUAUUAUGUAAGUAUAGGUAUGUUUAUGAUAUUUCUGUACACAAAAUAAAACCAUUCGUUUUUACCCAUAACAAUAUCACAUCGUCAGGUGUGUACUUUCUGUGUGCCCGUGUUUGCUUAGUAUUUAUUAGCUACAUAAAUUAUGUACUCUUUUAUGUCCAAACUGUUAGAUAUAUACAAUGAAACUAAACAAUUGGGCAACUUAUACAAAUAAGCUUUAGACAUUUCUAAUUUAUUUGAAAUUAUCUAAUUAUUAAAUAUUUAAAAUGAUUGAGUAAUAAAAAAAUCAAGUAUUAUAUUAAAAUCAAUAAAUAUAAAAAUAUCUUCAAUAAAAAGUCGAUGGCCUCGCCUGCCCCGGUAAGGAAUGAUAGGACCAAAUUUUACCGAUCGCAGACAUCAGCCAUUGAAACAAACAUUUUUUACAAACUAUUGUUAACACACACUUUAGUCUUUCAAAAGGGAUAAAGUAUCCGCCCAAGAUUGAGAUUUUUUCCACUUUACAUGUAAAUAUCCUUAGCCUUUUGUGCCUCUGAGCUCCGUUUAGAACGUUCUUGUACAACCAGCAAUGAGAUUUAUGGACACACACGUAAAUACCUUGCCAUUUAAUUGAUUGUACCAUUAGCGACAAUUUACCAAUACAAAUUCUUGGCACCGUCAACAAAUAGGUACGGCAAACUAAUUAUUAUCCCCUGUAAGUAUUACACUUAACGCAAACCGAAUUUAUUAAAUAUUUAUUUAUUAUCAAAAUAAAACACAUUUCUAUACCUACUCCAUAACUUCUAAGGUUGGCUAUGAUGAGUUGAUGAGCUACAAACUAUGAGUUUAGCACAAUCACUCAUAGUGAUGCGAACAGGGCUCGAGUCUUAUCGAGAACUACUGCAUACCAUGUACCUAUGAUACAUCAUUCUUGCUACCUACAGUCUAGUAGAGGGUUGAGGAUAAAUAUUGUGACAAGCCUUCGAGAGAAAAAUAUUCAUGACACGAAUGACUUACAAAACUGGACCUGCAACUUACUUAGCUUGGCCAUACCACAAUUUUAUUAGUUUAUCAAGGUAGAUACCGAGUACCUAUAAUCGCUUUUAAAGGCGUAAAUCGGUCAUAAUAAUGGCAUUUGUCACGGCUAUCAGGGUGCUUGAACCACUAUCCUUAACCCUCACUUCAUGUCACACAUUGAUAUUAUCUACCACGAUCAAGAUCACCUUGCCUCGACUCAACAUGGCACAGUGUCAACGCCUCGAAAUGCAUGUCCCCAUAGGAAUGAUUCGUGCAAACUAAUGAAAUGAACGACGUCAUUACUAUCUAAGUUAUAGCAAAAAAUAUUGCCAUUUGGCUUUCACAUUUUUAACGCUGCAUUAUUACCAAAUAUAUUUCAUAAGUACAACAUUUUUUCUUAAAAUUCGAAAACAAAAGUGUAAAAAGCUUUACGCUGCAACAACAUCAAAAUACCAUGUAAUUUUAAAGUCAUAUAACACGAUAUUAUACAUUUAGUUUUACAGAGAGUUAUUUAUUGCAUAUACACAAUAUUGUGGGCAAUAAUUUCGGAUAAGGAACAUACCUAUCAGUCAAAAAAUUAUAUCAAAUUUUAAUUAAGUAUCUAGGUAUAUCACCGCCUCUAAGAAAUUGAGGUAUUAACUUGUUACAAAAUAUAUUAUUUUUGUUAACGUUACCUUUUUAAAGUUUUUAGAGGUUGGGCGAAACAGGACCAAAAAAUAGAUAACAAUGUACGAAAUCCAAAUGAUACUUAGAUAUGGUACAAUAAAUCGACGAGAAUUUGUCACAAUUGCUUCUUUAAAGUCCAGCUCCGACUGCUUCCUAAUAUUCGAACGUUGUUGACGUUGGCACCACCUCCAGCACCAUUUGCAAGAAAACUGUUAUUUUAUCUGAAAUAAAAUAUUUAUUUGUAAUUUUUUUAACUGGUUAAACGGCUUGAAGUAGCCUUUAGCCCUAAAUGUACAUUGCGAUCUAGGCAUCUAGAUAUCUAUCCUUACCCAUGAACGGUAGAGAGUAGCCCCACUUGACGAAAGGCACGUACACCAAGAGGCCACCGAAAAUGAAGGCGGUAGCGUACAGGUACUCCCACUGGGGCUUGUCCACGAUUGGCGCUACCACCAGAUAGGUGGAUACCAGCAAUACAACGUACGGAAUUAUUAUCGGCACCUAAAAU
Messenger RNA from Spodoptera exigua (beet armyworm), 4807 nucleotides. The record is from the annotation of a GenBank genome assembly. NCBI's taxonomy places the organism in Eukaryota, Metazoa, Arthropoda, Insecta, Lepidoptera, Noctuidae.